ACUUGUCUCAUUUACAUCAUCAACCUGAGUCUAGCUGCGAUGUAUAAAACACAUGUGGCGGAUAAUUUUCAAAGAUUAUCGUACAACAUUUCCAACAAGAAGAAGAUUCUUUAAAAAGAAAUAUUGAGUUAAUUAAUGUUUCAGAGGUUGGAGUAUACUUAUAUUGUGUGUAAAGUGUAAAUUAAAGACAUGGCAUCAACAAGUCAUCAAGAGUCAAUCCGGACAUUUAUAAUGGUGAUGUACGUGUGUGGACUGGCGGCUGGCCAGUUAAUGAUGGAAGAGCUCCAGGAAUUCAACAUAGAUCCGCUCAACUUGAACGGAACGGAGCCGUAUACCGACCUAACAAUUGAUCAGAUCAUUGCCAGGGCUAGCGGCGGUCUAGGAAUGGCACAGAACCUAAUGAACUCUGAAGACGGAACAAUACUGGCGGAAUUGGACAUGAGGCUGACCAGUGAACAGUUCUUUAAUCUUUACGAGCAGCCUAGUAAUUACGAAGAAAACAUUCCCCGUCAGCGGCGGUCUAAGUCGGGCCGGAAGUUGGAGCGUCACCGGCGUAAGGCGAUAAGGGACGUCGUGCUCCGCUGGGAUGACGGCGUCAUCCCGUAUACAUUUGUGAACGGACACUUUAGUGAGAAGGAGAAGUACAUGAUUCGCACGGCGAUGACGGAGUGGGAGAAAUACACGUGUCUCCGCUUCCGCCCAUCCGGACGGGGAGACCGGAACCUCGUACGCUUCCAAAACGGGCUCGGGUGCAAUUCCCAGCUAGGAAUGGUCGGGGGCUCGCAACCACUGAACCUGGACAAAAACGGUUGUAGAUUUAAAGGCCUUUAUCUGCACGAGAUUGGCCACGCUAUUGGAUUGGUCCACGAGCACCAGCUACCGAACCGUGACGAGUACAUCGAAAUCCUCUAUCAGAACGUCGAGCCGAGCAUGCGCAUUUGGUUCAACAAGUAUUCCUCGCAGGAAGUAGACCAGAUGAAAGUUCCGUAUGAGUACUCUUCCGUCAUGCAUUAUGGGAUUACCGCAUUUGCAGCUGAUGGUAAAUCACAGACAAUCCGGUCCAAGCAGACGGACAAGGAGAAGAACAUUGGGCGCGUGUACCGCAAGGAGCUUUCUUUUACCGACGUGAAAAUUGUCAACCUUAUGUACCAGUGUGCAAAAAAGUGUGACAGCUCGAUCGUCUGUCGGAACGGUGGCUACAUCGACCAGAACUGCAAGUGUAUCUGUCCCGACGGCACGGACGCCUGUACCAAGGAUAAAGACGAACCGCAGGACCGUACAUGUUUUAACGCCCAUGGUGACGAUUGGCAGUGCGCUAUUUGGGCCAAUCAGGGCGAAUGUGACCGUAAUCCUCGUUACAUGACGGAGAGCUGUAAACGCGCGUGUAAACUGUGUGGCGACAAGUCCAAGGACGAUGGACCCCAUAUUGCUCUAUGGAGUUGGCAGUGGUUAUGUAGAUUUGUCAAUGUGUGUCCUAAAAACUGGACAGUAGCGACCUGCGAGGAUCAUUAUGAGACCAAACUGUGCCGCGUCUGGAAAGAUCACGGCGAGUGCAUCGUAAACAACAAGUGGAUGCACAAAUACUGCCGCCAGACGUGCAACGCCUGUGAAAACUCCGGACCGGAUCCUGAUGUGGCCUGCGACAACAAGCACACUGACGAGGCAGAGUGUCACAAAUGGGCUGCGGAGGGCGAAUGUCAGAUGAACCCGGCAUGGAUGCCAGAAAACUGCAAGAAAUCGUGUCAUAUGUGUGGGGAACAGACUCCGAUAUUCACAACAACUGAAACGCCAAAACCAGGUGACUGUGAAAACUUCCAUAACACUCCCGAAUGCGAGGGUUGGGCGGAAACGGGCGAGUGUUCAGCCAACCCCGACUGGAUGAUUCCAAACUGCCGACGCGCCUGUAACAAAUGCGACGAAGGAGGACAACAAGAGUGUAAGAACACGUGGGACGACGACCAGUGUUCUGCCUGGGCGCGUGACAAGGAGUGCAUCAAAAACAGCGUCUGGAUGAACACUAAUUGCCACCGCUCGUGCACAGGCUGCGGAGGCGGUUCCACGGAAGCGCCCCGUCCAACACAGUCCCCCGUUCGGACUACUACUACCUCUAGCGGCGACUGUGUCAACAACCACCGCAGUGAUGAAGAAUGCGUGACUUGGGCGCAAUACGGCCACUGCGACAUUAAUCCCUGGAUGAAAAUACACUGCGCAAAGUCGUGCAAAACCUGUACCGCGCCAGAAGUGAAAACAACCACGACAGCGAAGCCCGACAACGGAGGAGGUGGUGGUGGUGGUGGUGGUGGUGGAGACAACACCUCGGGGUGCGAGGACAAGGAGCAAUACUGUCCUAGCUGGGCGCAGCACGGCUUCUGUGAGGACAACCCCAACACGGCACUUAGGAUCUGCAAGAAGUCGUGCAAGGCCUGCAAUGCCGCGCGGACCUGCAAGGACGGCCACGCCCUCUGUCCAGUGUGGGCACGGGGAGGUCAAUGUACCAAGAACAGCGGCUACAUGCUGAGAUCGUGUCAGAAGUCGUGCGAAAUAUGCUGAAAACUGCCACCACUAGCUCAAACCACGCCUGAAAAUUAUGGACAAACCGGUCAUGACCAAAAUGGACAAGACAAAACGGGUCAUGUUGUGGAACAAAACGGACCAAAUUUAUCCUAAAUUUAAUAAGACAAGUUUGAAAAAAUAUUACUUUUACUGCGUAUUUGAAACACUUAUGAGUGUUUCUUACCACCUGAAAGGUCUAGGUCUUCCGAUUUCUCGUAGAAAUUCUGAACAAUUACAAAAUAUAUGAAAAAUACAUGAAACCUAACAGAACAAUGGUAUUUAAACUUUACUUUUCAUUUAAAGUAAUCCGUUUUAUCCAAAACCUGGUCUGUUUUGUUCACUAACCUUGUACAUUUUGGGGAUGCUCCGAUUUUUUGCGCUAACAUAUAACACUCAACGACUUGAAAUUGUCUUUUAAAGUGCUGUGAUGUAAUUCAUAGUAAUGUACAUGUUUGACUUUAUAUUAUGUGAAAUAAUGUGUGCACAAACUAUGCUGGACAUUGUGUGUAAUUGUUUUUCUUAUUAUUAUAUUUUUUAUUCUUCAUGAACAUGAUUGUACAGUGCUCCAGCUAGGAUUGGAAAAAAGGCAGGGUGCUAGGCCAGAAAGGGCACUUUUGAUGCGCAUUGAAUGAGCCUUAAUGGUGCACUUGCAAGGGUCAAUGUUCAAUUCAUAUGGUGUAGGUGCUGUAACUACUUUCAAAGCUAAAAGUUUGUUAUGAAUACCUUAGCUGCAAUUUUUACUCCAGUGUCAAAAUUAUGUGUAUUUAUUAUUUUUACUUCUUUCUGACCCUGAAAUUGACCCUGUCAAACAAAAGGGCACAGCAGGGUGAAGUAAGGUGCCCCACCCUGCUUUUUAGUCCUAGCUUGAGCACUGAUUGUACAGGUAAACUAUUUUUAACUGGAUUUAUAACAGGAAAGUGUAUAAUGUCCUCAACUUUUUUAAUCAGGAUCAUUUGUAUAAUUAUUUUAUGACUUAUGUUUUUAUGUAUAUGAAAACUCAUGUAAGUAUACUUGUAUUACAUAUUAUCUUAUGACAAUGAAGCAUAACGAAAUAGUUGUUUACUAUGGAUUUAUAAAAUAUGGUUUGUUACUGCCAUG
Molecule: messenger RNA, 3651 nt
Organism: Mya arenaria
Lineage: Eukaryota; Metazoa; Mollusca; Bivalvia; Myida; Myidae
Product: zinc metalloproteinase nas-15-like
Exons: 18
Coding region: 190-2550 (786 amino acids)
Biological process (GO): proteolysis
Molecular function (GO): zinc ion binding; metalloendopeptidase activity
Source: RefSeq, a predicted model, not a curated record